AUGGCGCCAGGUGUUUCGGAUGGAGGUCCCGGCAGCUCGGCAUCAUGGGAAAAGCGGUUUGAGGAUAGGGAGGGGAGCGAGAGAAACUUCAAAGGCAUGUGUAAACAAAUAGACCACUUUCCAGAGGAGACGGACUACGAGGCGGAUCCUUCUGAGUACUUCUUACUCGCAUUCAUUGCCGACCGGAGCGAAGACCUGGAGCUGGACCAGAGGAUGCUGCGUUUCCACGGCAACUGCCAGGGCUGUGUUUCCGUGGCGACCAGCGCGGCGGCGGCGGCAUCAGCGGCGGUGUAG
Messenger RNA from Knipowitschia caucasica, 294 nucleotides. Lineage: Eukaryota; Metazoa; Chordata; Actinopteri; Gobiiformes; Gobiidae. The record is from the annotation of a GenBank genome assembly.